AUGCUGACCACACGUGACAAAGGUUUUUGCAUUCCAACGAGUGUAUAGCUGUUGCUGCGGGCCCUAGACGCGGCAAGGAUACAACCAUUCAGAUCCUGUUCCGAUGACGGCCAUCUCGAACGCGUACGAGUGUACCUUCCAUUUGAGAAGGUAUCACAGCCUCUACUACACUCUCGGUUCUGCCUCGUUCUCCUCGGCAACAAUCCGAAAUCUCUUACAGCGUUUAUCGUUUAUUCACGACUUCUACUCAGAGGUCGAGCUUCACGACGCAAGGAUUCUCGAGUUCGGUGGUGGACCUACGAUUUACAGCCUCAUCAGUGCGGCUCCUUACACUAGAGAGAUUGUCUUUACCGACAUCAAUUCGCAAGCACUCGAAGAGAUCAGGCGUUGGAAGGAGAGCCAGCCGGAUGCGUUGGAUUUUAGUGACGUCAUUGGUUACGUGGUCGGGGAGCUAGAGAAAAGGGACCCAGAAGAAUGUCUACGUAGGACUGAAAGUCUAAAAAAAUUGAUUACGAGAUUGGUGAAGUGCGACUUCCGGCAACCACACGAGCUCUUCGAAGAAGACAAGAAUCCUCAGUUUGACGUCGUUUCCGUCCAUUUCUGUCUGUGUUGUUCGGCCUCUCUGGAUGAAUACACAAGCAACCUAGUAAAAUUAUCCAAACUGCUACGACCGGGAGGAUAUUUGCUGCUGUCGGAUGCGUUGGAGGAAAGACGGAAGAAAGUAGGUGAUGGCAUAUUCUCUAGCAGCCUGUUUCUGACUAAAGACGCCUUGCUGGAGUCUAUCAAACAAUGUGGGUUGGAAAUUCAUCAAGUUAGCCUGCUAGAGGACUCGUGCACUGAACUCUCGGAUACAACCAAGCGAAUAACUCUAGCAGCCAAGAAACCUUGCUAGUACAAUGUAUUUAUGUUAUAUUACUAGUACUACCUGCCCUACGGGCGGUGGCAAUCUGAG
Messenger RNA from Corticium candelabrum, 952 nucleotides. Its product is annotated as nicotinamide N-methyltransferase-like. NCBI's taxonomy places the organism in Eukaryota, Metazoa, Porifera, Homoscleromorpha, Homosclerophorida, Plakinidae. The transcript is spliced from 2 exons. The record is from RefSeq and is a predicted model, not a curated record. The coding region runs from base 104 to 892 and encodes 262 amino acids. Gene Ontology annotation, cellular component: cytosol. Gene Ontology annotation, molecular function: N-methyltransferase activity.